AUGUCGAGCAACUCGUGGCUCGAGAACGCGGACCUGGUCACCAAGUACCAAGCGCUCAGUGGCCUCAACACCAGCACGAUCGGCGUCAGCGCGACGCCUACCAAGCCGGAUGCAGCCAUCACCGUGCGCCUCAACAAGGUCAACUUGACCUGGGACGACCUCCCGCCGCUCGCCAAACUCGCCAUUCUCUGGGACAUGGGUUUUGUCCCAUCCAACCCAACCGUCGACGUGAACGCUCUCAGCCGCAUCUACACGCGCUGCGUCGGCUCGGUCGGCGAGUCCAUGGCCAGCAUCGCGCUCCCCAAGACAGACUUUUUGGCUUCCCAGAGCGACGCCACCACGCGGCCGUGCAAUUCGGCGACUUCUGGCGUCUACCUCCGGCAAGAAAACUCGAAUGGCGGCCGCCUGCGCCCGGACACGCGGGGCGCGACGGGCACAAUCACGAUGGGCAACAUCAAGGACAGCCACAGCAGCAUGUGGGCGCAAGACGGCCAGGGCCUCGGCGCAGCGCCGUACCCGAACCUGCAGCGCCACGCAUGGAACGACAAGGAGUUUUGGCUCAUCUUCUCCAUCCACACGCAAGAGCUGGCGAGCGAGCCGCAGUGGGGCACAUGUCCGGACAAGACGACGCCCGCCGGCGCGACGUUUCCGUGCCAGGUGUUUGACGGCAGCGUGCCGCCGACAGGAUGGUGUGUGCCCUCCAACUCGCAAGCCAUGGACGCAUGGCUCAAGACGAUUGCGACGCAAAAGGCCAACGCGACGCCUCGUCCGUCGACCAGCGCGCCGACCGCCGCAUCGUCAACGUCAUCGGCAUCCACCGGCCUCUCAACGGCCGCGAUCCUCGGCAUCGGCAUUGGCGGUGGGGUACUGCUGGCCCUAGGUAUCUGGUGGUGUCUCUCACGUCGGCGCAAACAAGAAUCGUCCGACGAGCCUGGGUACAUUGAGAUGCGCCCAAGAGAUCGGUACUCGGUGACGACCUCGACGCAGCCAACGCAGACCCGGACGGGGUCGUACCAGCCGAUCACGACUGCCUCGCACACGCUCAACGAGUUCCAGCGCGACCCGUUGCUGAGCCAAAAGCGCGUCCCGUACUCGGCUGUCACCUGCUCACGGCUCCUCUCAAAAGGUGCGUUCGGCGAGGUCUGGCUCGGUUCGUUCAACGGCCAAGUCGUCGCUAUCAAGCGCCUUCUCGACUCCAAGCGGACGUCUGAGGCCGAGAUUGAAGGCUUUGCCGACGAGAUCCGGCUCAUGGCGUCGUUCACGCACCCCAACAUUGUUCGCUUUGUUGGCUUUGCCUGGGACUCGCUCCAGAACCUCUGCGCGGUCACCGAGUACAUGCCCCAAGGCGACCUCCACACGUAUCUGCAGUCGCAUCUGCAGCUCCAGUGGCGGCGCCAUGAGAAGAUCAAAAUUGCGCUCGGCAUCGCCCACGCUCUUGCGUACCUGCACAGUCUCUCGCCUACGAUCAUCCACCGCGACCUCAAGAGCAAGAACGUGCUCAUGGCAGCGGGCUGUGAAGCCAAACGAUGA
Saprolegnia diclina VS20 is the source of this 1530-nucleotide messenger RNA. Its product is annotated as serine/threonine protein kinase. Gene Ontology annotation, biological process: protein phosphorylation. Bases 1 to 1530 code for a protein of 509 amino acids. The record is from RefSeq and is a predicted model, not a curated record. Gene Ontology annotation, molecular function: ATP binding; protein kinase activity. The transcript has 2 exons. NCBI's taxonomy places the organism in Eukaryota, Oomycota, Saprolegniomycetes, Saprolegniales, Saprolegniaceae.